GCGCCUGUCAUGCCCUUCCCCAGACAAACACCCACGCCUUCUCAGUCUUCGAAAGCGGCGCGUGCACUGCCGGCAAGAACUGUCUUUUCUCGCACAGUAGAGAUCCACCAUCAGAAAACUUCGUCUGCAAAUACUUUUUGAAGGGCAACUGCAAGUUUGGCGCGAAGUGUUCUUUGUCUCACUCGUUCCUGGGACCAGAUCGCAAGACUUCUGCAUUCUUACCUGGUGGCAACCUAGGCCGCACAAGGUUGGAGAGGCGGGCGUCCAGUGGUGCUAUUCUUAGCAACAAUAUGUGGCCCUCAGAACCCUUGUCACCUCCUUAUGGAUCGACCUUGCCACAGCAGCAGACGUUGCAUUUGAAUAACAACAAUGUUGAGUUUUCUAUGGGCCAAUCGGCAAGUCAGCAGGGAUACUUGAGGCCGGUACUGAACAGGGCAACCUCAGAGAAUCUAAGAAAUGCGCUAUACAUGAACUCUUCAAUGGACAUUGGCGAACGCCGCUCACCAUUCUCAGAUGACGAGCCUGCAGGCACAGAUCCCGGUCGCGCAUCGCCUGCUCCAUUGGGUUUACUGGAUUACCGAUCGCGUCAGCAUUUGGCUGCCCCCUUGCCGAUCCGGCAGCGGUCUUUGCCAGACAUCUUUCGAUUGACGCCUUUAUCACAUGAAGGAGGCGCUCUGCCUACAUCGCCCUUUCACCAACCAGGCAACAAGGCCCUAUUCCUGUCAGUUUCUUGUGAGGCCGACACCAACUCAUCUUCACCUUUAAGGCUGCACUCGAUCCCGGAGCUACACGACUUGUACAAUAGUCAAAGUGGUGGUGGCGAGACUGUGCGUCGACGAAGUAGCUUUGCUGGGUACGAUAAUGGAAUGCAGGAGAACGAACUUUCAGACUCAGACGACGACAGUAGCCUGGAUCAAGGGUUCCUCCCCGCCUCUCUCAACGAUCUUUUGACAGCCCACGAGCGACAGAGACGACAGAGCAAACAGGAAGACGCUGAAUUCCGGCCCAUCUUGCUUCCCUCGCCCGCCUCAGGAUCUAUGCGCGAUGACAAAGAUGAGGACGAGAUCCUGCUCAGCAUAAGCGGCUCUUGUACUGAUCUGGCUGGGACAGUGCAGGCGAACAGCAGAUCUCAAUUCCAGCGUUCGCUCACAGAGCUGGACCAUGCGGACGGAUCCAUCUCGACGUUAGCCCUGGCUAUUCCAGGCGGACAAAUUUUGUCGUAUACACAGCAGGAUCGAUCAUUAUUUGAGGACGAGAGCCAACACCAUAUGUCGCAUAAAGAGGGAUCGCAUUACAAAGAGAGAAGCACAACACUCGAUCCGUUCUGUCCGUUUCCACAUAAUGCAGAAGAAGUCCAGUUUGCUAUGGAUGACGAUCUAGCGACUGGAGACGUAUCAGCAGAAAUGGCGCUGUCGCACAGGGCCAACAAUAGUGACCGUCAGGGAUACUCUGUGGAUAGCUCGAAAGCAAACACUACAGUUGCAACGAUCACCAAGGAGUUGAAUCGCGCCGUCGGAUCAAACUCCAGAUUAGAGACGCAGCGGCAGCAGCACCUGUUGAAGCAGCAUGGGACCAUGACACCCAUCAGUCUUUUCGCGUUGGAUGAGGAGGGCGAAGGUCUAACCUCGUUGAACGGGAUCGAUUUUUCGUCACUGUCGAUUGUAGAUGUGGGAAUGUUCAGCAACAUCAGCAGCACUCGUCAGGAGGUUGGGGGAUCCGCUCUGGCUGAUCAUAUCAGCCGUAGUAAUAGUCCUCUGAGCUAUGCGGGGAUUACCAAGACCCGCACAGGUGUCUCUGAAAUGUAAACACCCAAGUAAUAGCCCGGUCCACAGACAACCAUCAUGACACACAUGUAUACCGCAAAAACCACUUAUAAUCAUCAAAAGUAACAAAAACGAUGCCAAAC
Gamsiella multidivaricata is the source of this 1906-nucleotide messenger RNA. RefSeq lists its product as uncharacterized. The transcript has 3 exons. The record is from RefSeq and is a predicted model, not a curated record. NCBI's taxonomy places the organism in Eukaryota, Fungi, Mortierellomycota, Mortierellomycetes, Mortierellales, Mortierellaceae. Bases 291 to 1805 code for a protein of 504 amino acids.